CAAAUUGAUCAGAAUUUUUUUUUACCCAAUUGUCAAUUGAGUUUCUGGUUAAUUGUUUUAUGUUUACAUUUUACUAAGUUGAUUCUAAUCAAUUGAUUAGAGUUUACAACUUGAUUGGGCCUUUAACUGUUGUCUAUGUUUAUUUUAAUUGUCUAGAUAUUGUUGACCUUUUGAUGUUACUUGUUUAAAGCCUUGGAUUCUUAUGGGUGUUUAUUGAGAUACAAAAUUUGAUUUAUUGGUGUUAGCUGAUUAUGGCCACUCAAGCUCAAGGAACGCCUGAUACUGGGCCCAUUGAUUAUCCAGCGAAAGUGAAAGAUCUUGAAGAGAAAUUAUUGACUUUGAAAAUCAAACGAGCUGAAGAUGGUCGAAAGAUCCAGGAAAUGGAAAGAAUCAAGAUUCAAAACCAACAGUUAUUAGAGUUUAAGAAACAAAUUCUUGAAUCAAGGGCUGAAUUGCAGAAACAAUUAGUUCAAGCUAAAAAAGACGCUGAAGAAGCCAUUGCUGAUAAAGCUCGUCAUGCUGAAGAGAUGAAGGAUUUGGCAGAAACAGCGGAAAUCGCUUGUCUUGAUAAAGAAAUGGCUGAAGAAAAAUAUGAACAAUUAUUGAAGGAAAAUGAAACAUUGAAAGAAAAAUUGGAAGAAAUUUCAAUUGAUUUCGAAUUGUUGAAAAGUGAGAUUGAUGUUCAUGGUGAUGGUGUUUCCAAUGCUUAUGAGGUUAAGCAACUUCAACAACAAAAUGCUCGUUACAAUGAGGCGAUCAUUAAAUUGAGAGAUAUAUUAUCAGCUGAUAAGGUGGAAACCAAGGAUACAAAAGACUUGAAAGAAUCUCUUAAUCAAGUGAGUGAGCUACAAAAAUUGAAGGAAAAAUACGAGAAAGAGAUUAGCAGUUUAGAGGAAAAUAUCAAUGAGUUAAAGGAACAGAUUGAUGACGCUCUUGGUUCUCAAGAAAUGGUCGAAAUUUUGACGGAGAAAAAUCUUGAACUCGAAGAUAAAGUGAAAACCCUUCAGGAAGAGGUAGACGAUCUCGAUAAAAUUCACGAGAUAAAUGAACAGUUACAAGAAGGAGCUCGUGACACGGAAUUGGAACUUCGUGAAGAAUUGGAUCUCAAUCGAACCAAAAUAAACAACCUUCUCAAGAAAGUAGAAGAUGGACAAGAAGCCUUAGCCAGUUACGAAAGUACCAUUCAGAAAUUCAGAGAACUUGUGAAAUCGUUGCGAGAUGAAAACUCGGAUCUUCGUAAACAAGGAAACCUCGCUCAAGUUCAGAGUCAAGAACAGCAAGUGGAAAACAUUGAAUUUAAAAUGCGUUUCGCUGAAUCAAAAGCCUUCGCUCAUGCCGUUGAAAUGGAUCUUCGAAGAUUGGAAGUGACACAAUAUAAGAAACAAAUUAAACUUUUAUCUAAAUUUUUACCUCAAAGCUUCUUCAUGCCCGGAGGAGAUCAUGAUGCUAUACAAGUGCUUCUCUUUGUCAUUAGAAUGUUCGAAAAAUGUGACAUAAUCUCUCGUCAGAUCGUUGAAAAAUACCCGCUGGUGGAAGAUUAUCAAUUAGAGGCUUGUAUUGACUCAGAUUCUGUGAUCAAGAAAACAAAUGAAACGAUUAGACAACAAGGUUUCACUCGUCGAUUGCUUUUCCUUUUGUCAUCUAUUCAAACGAUUCUGGGCCAAUAUACUGAUUCUUUGAAAUCGUGUUCCAUUGAAUUGUAUCUCAAAAUAGCUUCACUUUAUCCCGAACUGAAGACUCACGAGAAAACGAUUGAUGGAUUCAUUGAAUUACUCAAGAAAGAUCAAUUCGACGAGACGAUUUCAUUGGAUAAUCUUGAGAAAGCUUUAAAUUACUUUGUCUCUUUAUAUAAUCUUCAUCUUGCCGAUAACAAAGUUAACAAUUGCCGUGACUUGCUUUCUAAUUUUGUCUCCAUCAUGAAAUCGGGUGUUGAUGUUUCCCUUAUUGAUGUUAUCAUGAUUGACAAAUGUAUCUCACCAAGCGCCGAGGAAGAGA
Molecule: messenger RNA, 1995 nt
Organism: Panonychus citri (citrus red mite)
Lineage: Eukaryota; Metazoa; Arthropoda; Arachnida; Trombidiformes; Tetranychidae
Product: dynactin subunit 1-like
Biological process (GO): establishment of mitotic spindle orientation; nuclear migration
Cellular component (GO): spindle pole; kinetochore; microtubule associated complex
Source: RefSeq, a predicted model, not a curated record